This is a messenger RNA of Ostrinia furnacalis (Asian corn borer), 2092 nucleotides long. RefSeq lists its product as uncharacterized. NCBI's taxonomy places the organism in Eukaryota, Metazoa, Arthropoda, Insecta, Lepidoptera, Crambidae. Bases 34 to 1995 code for a protein of 653 amino acids. The record is from RefSeq and is a predicted model, not a curated record. Gene Ontology annotation, molecular function: protein binding; metallopeptidase activity. The transcript has 10 exons.
AAGCAAGAGAAAAAAAAGAAGACAAAAACAAAAAUGGCAGACGAAGACGAAAUUGACAUUUUAGGAGAUUUUUCAUUUAAUUCUUGUUUUGCUCUAAAUAAUCAAGGAAUUCCGUCAUGUUCCAAUCGGGAGGACACAGUUCACCCUCAAUGGCUGAUGGACUCAACUGCAAAUAAUUGGUAUGAUAUUCAAGCCAAGAAUAUGAAACGAGAAAAAGAUGGUCAUACAAAAAAAAUAUCAAGUAAAAUGAAAGAUGAAAUAGAAGAAAAUGUAGGAACUGACAUCUACACUACUUGGAACCAAAAUGAGAGGGCUAUGCUCAUUGCAGAGAUGGCUAAAUAUGGGAGGAAUGUACGUAAAAUAUCAGAAACUAUAAAAACCAAAAGUGAGGCUGAAAUCCAGGCAUUGAUAGAAGCCGAGUAUGGGAUCAACUUAGAUACACCCACAUUUGGUCUAGACAAGCAUGAAGACCAUGACGAUGUUCCAGCUGUGGUACAGGAAGAAAUUGUCACGGACGACACAUCUGUCAUUGGUGCUUUUCACAUCACAUCCAGGAAGCCUUUUAGAAAAAAAACCUACACCAAAUCCAAAAAUAGCUUAAUUAAACCUGAUAUUUUAAAAGCAAACAUCAAACCUGAUCUCAUAGCUAUAAACCCAUCUGAAAUUGUAUAUGAAGAUGAUCUUAUUAUAGGGUCGACUGAAUCAAUUGGGUCCGACUUGGAUUCCACGGAUAUAGUGUCAAAAAAUAUACUGAAACAACAAAAGGCUAAGGGUAAGAAAAUUGGCAAUCACAGGAGGAAAGUGUCAAAGAACUAUGACAAAGCACCAAGAAAUAGGAGUAAAGACUUGUUGAAGUCGCCACAGGAACGGCAGAGGAAAGAUUCAAGCAUGUCAGAAGAUAGCACUAAGAGUCCAAAGAUGCAAAUAGUAUUAGGAUCUGGACAGGCAUUGCCUGUUUCUGAAGGAGAGCAAGUGAUAAAAAUAGAGAAAAAGAAAGAUUCAGAGCCAGAGAGCGACAUCGACAUCGAUGUUGACAGCGACAAGGAAACCACCAGCUGUGAAAAGAAGAAAGAAGUAGCACCAAAGCCAGUCUCUGAUGAUGUGCCAAUUGCUGUUCCCCUAAGGAAUUUUGAGCCCAUGCCAAGGAGGCAAAAGAAAAUAAAUCUGGACGGCGGAGGCGGCUACACGAUAAUGCACACGGCGGCAGGUGACUUGCUCUCACGCGCGGACGAACCGCGUAAGCCUCGGGCGCCGCGAAAACAGCCCGUGCACCUCAUACCCUGUCGGAUGUAUAAUGCAGAAAAUCCGGCGCCAUUCACAGUGCGCCUCCACGUAUCAGCACUAAUCAGUGCGGAUGCGCACGCGCACACUUCCCGCUCGGAAGUGAUGGGGCUGCUGGGCGGCGCGUGCGGGCCGGCGCGCCUGCUGGUCGCCGCCUACCGCCCCGCCGCCGCCGCGGCCGGUGGGACUCACUGCGACAUGGACCCGGUGUCUCAAGCCGCGGCAGCCGAGUCGCUAGUCUCCCUCGGCGCGCGGCCGCUAGGCUGGCACCACUCGCACCCUCGCUUCCCGGCGCAGCCGUCGGCGCAGGACCUGCGCUCGCAGCGCCACGUGCAGCGCGCGCUGCCGCCCGGCCUGGCGCUGCUCACCUCGCCGCACUGGCCGCCCGGACGACACGCCUCCACCUACCGAUGUUUCCGCGUAGAAGAUGCCGAAGACCCGGACGCGUUGCCCAUCGGCUACCAACUCAGCGUGUCGCUCGAGCCUGACCUGACAGAAGAAAACGUGGCCAUCUUCUGCGCGGAACUGGCCGCCAUGCUGUGUGACGCCGCGCCCGCGCCGGGACAUAUGGCCGCGAUAUGUCCGGACGCUAACAUGUCGCAUCUGGAUAAGUGCAUAUCGAGCGUAUCGCACCACCUGCGCGCGGCCGGCUACGACGCGCACGCGCCCGUCGCGCGCCGCGUGCUCCACGCGCUCCGACACGUGCUCGGAUAACGAUACUGACCGCCUGUCCAACUACCCGCGACUCACUUGUGCAGUUGUGCCUCGAUUCAACCCUAGAUGGCAGCACUGGCGAAAACAGGAGAACUAU